This is a messenger RNA of Solanum pennellii, 1571 nucleotides long. Its product is annotated as syntaxin-71-like. Gene Ontology annotation, biological process: vesicle fusion; intracellular protein transport. The coding region runs from base 209 to 1000 and encodes 263 amino acids. Gene Ontology annotation, cellular component: endomembrane system; SNARE complex; membrane. Gene Ontology annotation, molecular function: SNAP receptor activity; SNARE binding. NCBI's taxonomy places the organism in Eukaryota, Viridiplantae, Streptophyta, Magnoliopsida, Solanales, Solanaceae. The record is from RefSeq and is a predicted model, not a curated record. The transcript has 9 exons.
CGCAAAAGCCGAUAUCGCCGGUGAACCUUUGCUUCGCCGGUAAACUAGAGAGAGAAAGAGAAAGUGAAAAAAUGGAAGAGUUCGAUGUGACAAAUAGAGGAAGAAGUAUAUCUACGUUUCUCUCUCCUCCCUUUUUCCCGUCCGCCAUCAUUUUCUACUUCUCCGAAAUCCUCCGUCACCGGGAAAAAUAAGUUAACCGGAACCGAAAAUGAGCGUCAUCGACAUUAUCUUCAGAGUCGAUACGAUAUGUAAGAAGUACGAAAAGUACGAUGUCGAGAAGCAUUCAGCUAAUGAUUCCCCCGGCGACGCCUUCGCUCGCCUUUAUUCGUCCUUCGAAUCUCAAAUUGACGCUACUUCUGAGAAAGCAGAGAUGGCUGCUAUGGAAACUAACAGAGCUAAAGCGGUGGCUAUGAAGGCGGAAGUACGACGAACAAAGGCUCGUUUAAUGGAUGAAAUCAAAAAAUUGCACAAACUUGCUCAGAAAAAGGUUAAAGGACUAUCCCAAGAGGAACUGGAGACUCGUGGUGAUUUGGUACAUAUGCUAUCGGAGAGAAUUCAGGCAAUACCUGAUGGAAGUAUAAAUGCAGCCAAAACAACAGGAGGUCGCGGGACUUCAUCAUUCAACAAAAAUAUAAAAUUUGACUCAGAGGGACAGUUCAACGAGGGUUUCUACGAGCAAACUGAAGAGGGCUCUCAUUUUAGAUCUGAGUAUGAGAUGCGGAAAAUGAAACAGGAUGAAGGAUUAGAUGUUAUUUCAGAAGGUCUGGACACACUGAAGAAUUUGGCUCGUGAUAUGAACGAGGAAUUGGAUAGGCAAGUUCCUUUGAUGGACGAAAUUGAUACAAAGGUGGAUAAGGCAACCACUGAUAUCAAAAACAAUAAUGUCAGACUCAAGGAUAACAUCAACAAGAUAAGGUCAAGCAAAAACAUCUUUAUCGAUAUAAUACUUAUCUGUAUCCUUCUGGGAAUUAUGGCCUAUCUUUACAACGUACUAAAGUAAAGUACCGGGACCUCGAGCUUCAUUUGAUCCUGACUGAUCUCCCACGGUCAGAUGUAAGAUUCAUCUACUCCCCGCGCUUAAUUCUAUACUGUACUAGCCUUGGGAGAUCCUAGAAAUCACAGUUAAGAUUGUAUAUUUUGGCUAAUUCACCUUUUUAUUGUCUUCUUAAUAUAAGAGUUUGUUUAUAGAAGCCUGUGUAGAAAUGAAUCAAUUUUAUCUACCAGCCAAUCCUUUUUACCAUAAAUUUUAGAGCAAGAAAGAAUAUUGAACAGAAACAGAUGGAGUGUUCAUUUUCUGGUGGGAGGGAGAGGGGAGCAUUCUAGCAGAGGCGGAGUCACAAUUUUAGCUACGGAUUGGGGAACCUAGCUAGUGGUUUUGGUUCCAAUUCUUUAUUUGUGAUAAAAUAAUUAUUUGAUAUGUAUAAAUAAUUUAUUCAACCAGUAAGCAAAAAGGAUUAUGGUUCAGAAUACAUAAAUUAAAAAUUCUGAAUCCGCUUCUAAAAUUUUUAUUUGUUUUCAUUUGUUCCUUAUUACUAAUAUAUAUGCAUACGGUUAUCGCACUAUUAAUAAUA